AUGCCUCCCAAAGCUACCUCUCGUGGAAGCACCCGCGGAGGUACUGCGAAUCGCGGUGCCCGAUCUGACACAACCACCCCAACUCCCGCUGGCGGGGGCACUGCGCCAAAUGCUCCCACGACAACCGGCGCGCCCGGUCCUGCGAGUCGAGCAUCAGUGCAACGACUUCAAUCACUGAACAAACGCACACCUUCCGGUAGCAUUGCGCCCAGCACCCGGCCGCCGUCGGCACUUGGUGGCGAGCCGCCCAAGCCAGUCAUGAAAUACAAACCGAAGGCCGUUGGGCGUCGCAGCAAGCAGGAACGAGAGGAGAUAGAGCGGCUGGAGCAAGAACGAUACAAUGAGCGUCUGAAGGAGGCUGCCGCUAUUCAGCGUGGCCGUGGUGGUACUGCUCGCCGUGGUGGCUUCCGCGGUCGCGGUGGACCCAUGGCUAUGGGUAUGAGUGGAUUUGGUGGACGAGGCGGCAAGCGAGGCCGUGGCGGCUAUGGUGGUGGUGGUGGAGGCGGUGGAUAUGGAGGAGGCGCAGGCGGCGCAGGUUCCGGAUACAAUCGGUCUGGUCUUACUGGAGGCAACAACCGCGGGCGUGCAUAUGACUCUUCAGACGACGAAGAGAAUGCACUCCGUGUCAGCAUCGACCAUAUCAACCUCGACAGUGACGAUGAGGAUUGGGAUACACCGAAGGAUUUCAAGGGAAAACAACCCAGCAGGUCGAGCGGCGGACUUCGUCCCGUUCGUGUUGAGCGACAUGAACACGAGGAAAGAGUUAUUAGCGUCAACAUGGAAUCCAGCACGAGCAGAACCGACGAUCUCCGCAAAAAAGCAGAGAAGGAGAAAGUCGCGAAGGAUGUCGGCCGCACACCUACUAAGGUCAAACCCGAACCCCAAGAUGAUGAUACAACUAUGCAGGAUGCUAUUCCAUAUGCGGAUGACGACGACUUCCUUCCAGAGCAUAAUGUCCGUGUGCGCUCGGCUCAGAGCAUGAGUCCAACAAAGAGGAGCACAACAGAGCUACGAUCGACUCAACAGACGCCUGAGCCCGAACUUCCCGACCCACGCAGCCUACUUAACACUAAAGAGGAAAUCGACGAAUAUGACCGACACAUGGAAGAUUUGGCUAUCAUCAGGGAUCUUCUCGUCCCCAAGGAGUCAAAGAAGACCACCACAGAAGCAGAAACAACCGAAGGAGCUGCUGAAGGUACAACACCCGCAGUGGAAGGACAGGAUGGCGACGAAUCAAAUGAAAAGAAAGAAGAGGAAGAGGAAGAAGACAAUCCCCUGCAUGGCCAAAUGUUCCUCAUGCAAUUCCCACCAAUGACCCCCUACCUCAAAGUCGCCGGUUCCGCCGAACAGCAACCUGCAGUCACUGCCGCAGCCCCCCAUAACGAGAUCAAGCGCGAAGCAGGCGAGGACGUGGAGAUUGUGGAAAAUACCAAACCAACCGAACAACAAGAAACCAGCGUCUUCACGGCUGGCCAACCUUGGUCUCUACCCACCGGCCGUGUCGGCAAAUUGAAUGUACACCAAUCAGGACGUGUGACGCUAGAUUGGGGUGGAAUUAGUAUGGAGUUAGAUCGUGGAGCGCCGGUUGGUUUCGUCCAGGAAGCCGUCAUCAUGUCAAAGCCGUCACCAGAUUCAGAGGAAGAAAGCAAAAAAAAUGUUUGGUCCAUGGGCCAAUUGUCUGGCAAGUUCACAGUCACGCCGAACUGGGAUGCGAUGCUUUAA
Molecule: messenger RNA, 1722 nt
Organism: Penicillium coprophilum
Lineage: Eukaryota; Fungi; Ascomycota; Eurotiomycetes; Eurotiales; Aspergillaceae
Product: putative DNA-directed RNA polymerase III RPC4
Exons: 1
Coding region: 1-1722 (573 amino acids)
Biological process (GO): transcription by RNA polymerase III
Cellular component (GO): RNA polymerase III complex
Molecular function (GO): DNA binding
Source: RefSeq, a predicted model, not a curated record